This is a messenger RNA of Elephantulus edwardii (Cape elephant shrew), 843 nucleotides long. RefSeq names its product pleckstrin homology domain containing, family F (with FYVE domain) member 1 (gene PLEKHF1). The transcript has a single exon. The record is from RefSeq and is a predicted model, not a curated record. Lineage: Eukaryota; Metazoa; Chordata; Mammalia; Macroscelidea; Macroscelididae. The coding region runs from base 1 to 843 and encodes 280 amino acids. Gene Ontology annotation, molecular function: phosphatidylinositol binding; metal ion binding.
AUGGUGGACCACCUGGCCAACACGGAGAUCAACAGCCAGCGAAUCGCGGCCGUGGAGAGCUGCUUCGGGGCGUCGGGGCAGCCGCUGGCGCUGCCGGGGCGCGUGCUGCUGGGCGAGGGCGUCCUGACCAAAGAGUGCCGCAAGAAGGCCAAGCCGCGCAUCUUCUUCCUCUUCAACGACAUCCUGGUGUACGGCAGCAUCGUGCUGAGCAAGCGCAAGUACCGCAGCCAGCACAUCAUCCCGCUGGAGGAGGUGACGCUGGAACCGCUGCCCGAGACGCUGGAGGCCAAGAACCGCUGGAUGAUCAAGACCACCAAGAAGUCCUUCGUGGUGUCGGCCGCGUCCCUGACGGAGCGCCAGGAGUGGAUCAGCCACAUCGAGGAGUGCGUGCGCCGCCAGCUGCUGGCCACGGGCCGCCAGCCCAGCACGGAGCACGCGGCGCCCUGGAUCCCCGACAAGGCCACGGACAUCUGCAUGCGCUGCACGCAGACGCGCUUCUCGGCGCUCACGCGGCGCCACCACUGUCGCCAGUGCGGCUUUGUGGUCUGCGCCGAGUGCUCGCGCGAGCGCUUCCUCCUGCCCCGCCUCUCCUCCAAGCCCCUGCGCGUCUGCAGCCUCUGCUACCGCAUGCUGGCCGCCCAGAAACUCGAGGAGGAGGAGGAGCAGGGCCUUCACCGGGGGUCCCCGGGCCAGCAGGCCCACCUGGCCGGGCCCGUCUUCACAGCCUCCAGCGGGGACGAUGAUGACUCCGACGAGGACAGAGAGGGCAAUGGAGAAGGCGACUGGCCCAGCAGUGUGGAGUUCUACGCCUCGGGCGUCGCCUGGUCGUCCUUUCAUAGCUGA